AUGUCGAAUUUAACCGCCGGGUAUCUCUCCAACAAGCUUUGGAUCAAGAAGGUAGAAUCUUUCUAUACUCCAGCACAGGUUGCAAAAUAUCUCGAACGCAUCGACUUUAAACCCCGUUUGUCGGAAGUUGAUCUCGUCGAUGGCCGCACAUUCGUUCCCUCUCCAGAGGCGCUUGAGCGCGUCAUGAGGGGUCAUCUUUUGACCUUCCCUUGGGAAAAUACUGCAAUGCACUACACCGAGAAGCACUGGAUGGAUGUUACGCCGGAAGGUGUUUAUCAACGAUUCGUCGACGAAGGCAAAGGUUCCUACUGCUUCGGUCAGGAUAUGUUGUUGCUUGGAAUCCUGCGUGGGAUGGGAUUCAGGGCAUAUUCCGGUGCUGCACGCGUCAAUGUAAACCAUCAAACUCCCGAGAAAGAACCCACCUACGCAUCCCUGACCCAUGCAGUCAUCUUCGUCCAGCCCAAACCAGACAGCAACGAAACGUUCGUUGUCGAUGUCGGGUUUGGGACCUUGAAUCUGGCUCGGCCGAUACCGCUCUCAGACGACCCCGGUGCUGUAGUGAAAGGGGCGUUUGAAGGGCAACUGUACAGGCUGACCAGGGCCCAAAUGGGAAAUUCCUCCGUCGAGGUACCUCCAGACGUAACAGACGCGACCCAUCGCCGCUGGAAUCUCGAGGAGACACGGAGUGUGGACGGCACUCCUCAGCCAUGGAAACGUCUGUAUACCUUCACCGAAGAAGAAUUCUCGCUCAACGACUAUCUGGACGGUUCCUUUGUCGUAUCUCAGCAGCCUGGCGCAGGGGUUUUCUGGAACAACCUGCUCUGCGUCCGAUGCUUCGUGGACGAAGAGGACAUUGACCUAGAUAUCUCGCAAGCUAACUGGUACCGACUGGUAUUGGUUGGAAGCGAGGUCAAGCGCCACGACAAGAACGGAACGCGAGUCGUCAAGACAAUCACCAGCGAGAAGGAGCGGUUAGAGAUCCUCGGGGAGAUGUUUGGAGUAGAUAUACCCUCUGAGGCGGUCGCUUACAUCAAAGGUCGCGCACCUGAGAUACAGGGUAAUGCGAGACGCGGGGACGACCAUGGGUAG
Coprinopsis cinerea okayama7#130 is the source of this 1089-nucleotide messenger RNA. RefSeq lists its product as hypothetical. NCBI's taxonomy places the organism in Eukaryota, Fungi, Basidiomycota, Agaricomycetes, Agaricales, Psathyrellaceae. Gene Ontology annotation, molecular function: acetyltransferase activity. The transcript is spliced from 4 exons. The record is from RefSeq and is a predicted model, not a curated record. Bases 1 to 1089 code for a protein of 362 amino acids.